ACAUAUCAUAUGGUUUAAGGGCAGCGGAACUAGCAGUUGGAGAAUUAUUUACAUCUCUCGUUUUGUUUAAAUCAUUUAAAAAUUACGAAUAAAGUGGAAACAUGGGUCGCGCUGAAGUUGGUACGCCCAAGUACUUGGCCAACAAGAUGAAGGCCAAGGGCUUGCAGAAGCUGCGCUGGUAUUGUCAGAUGUGUGAGAAACAGUGCCGCGAUGAAAAUGGCUUUAAAUGCCAUACAAUGAGCGAGUCGCAUCAGCGCCAGCUGCUUCUCUUUGCGGAUUCGCCUGGCAAGUUUCUGCACAACUUUUCCAAGGAGUUCUCCGAUGGCUAUAUGGAACUGUUGCGUCGUCGCUUUGGCACCAAGCGCACGAACGCUAAUAAAGUAUAUCAGGAGUACAUUGCACACAAGGAGCACAUUCACAUGAAUGCCACUCGCUGGCUGACGCUCUCUGACUAUGUCAAGUGGCUUGGACGCACUGGACAAGUGGUGGCUGAUGAAACGGAAAAAGGAUGGUUUGUCACCUACAUUGAUCGCAGUCCGGAGGCUAUGGAACGCCAAGCGAAAGCCGAACGCAAGGAGAAAAUGGAAAAGGAUGACGAAGAGCGUAUGACCGAGUUUAUUGAAAAACAAAUUAAGAAGGCAAAGUCCAAAGAAGGCGAGGAUGAUGAAGCGCAAGAGAAGUACACCGAACUGAAACGUGAAGAGGAACAACCCCUAAAGCUGGAUAUAAGAUUAGAAAAAAAGUUUCAGCCGGAGUCGAUACUGGGUAAAUCAGCGUUGCUCACAAAACGACCAGCCGACCAGCCAGAUGAAAAAGUCUUUAAAAGACCCAAGCCAGUUCCGGUCGAGUCUAGCAGGUCAGCGCUAGAUGAGAUCAUAAAACAGGAGGAGAUGAAGAAGGAACGUGCAAAUCGCAAGGAUUACUGGCUCCACCCGAAUAUAGUAGUUAAAUUCAUCUCUAGCUCCAUGGGCGAUAAGUUCUACAAACAGAAGGCUGUGGUCCAGGAAGUUAUUGAUAAAUAUCGUGCAAAAAUUAAAUUCUUGGACAGCGGGGAAAAGUGUAAAGUUGAUCAGGCUCAUCUGGAGACCGUGAUACCUGCCUUGGGAAAAGAAGUGCUUGUAGUAAACGGCGCCUACAGAGGAUCAGAAGCUCUGCUAAAAAAGCUAAAUGAAAGCAAAUAUUGUGUUACCAUAGAGAUAUUGCACGGUCCACUAAAAGGACGAAUUGUAGAGAACGUGCAGUACGAAGAUAUUUGUAAAAUACAUGGCACGUAGUAGUAGUAAAGAGAUAAAGUUA
Messenger RNA from Drosophila arizonae, 1296 nucleotides. It is a transcript of the gene kin17, whose product is annotated as kin17 DNA and RNA binding protein. Lineage: Eukaryota; Metazoa; Arthropoda; Insecta; Diptera; Drosophilidae. Gene Ontology annotation, cellular component: nucleus. The record is from RefSeq and is a predicted model, not a curated record. Gene Ontology annotation, molecular function: double-stranded DNA binding. Gene Ontology annotation, biological process: DNA replication; DNA damage response.